AUGAAGCUACCCAUGCUGCGAUACAAUUCCGCAUGGCGGUUCCUCAGUUUGGUGGCCAUCGUUGCAACUAUAACAUCCUUAGGACUUCUUAAUCUUCAAACAAGUCAGUGCGCAGGUGCCAUCAGCGCCAACAACUUUUUAUUAGCCAUGACGGUAGAUAAUGCCACAGCUAAGCUCGAUAUUAAUAACGAACAACAGUGGUUAAAAAAUUACGAAUAUCUAAGCCGUGCUGGAAUUCAUAAUAACAGUAAAUAUGUGUUUUUCUCAUCGGAAAUACUAAUUCAGAAUAUCAGUAAAUAUGGUGAAGAAUGGUUUAAGAACGUUCCAGACGAUGACUACCUGGCGGCUAACUUAAGUGUGUUUACCAGGACUAAAACAGUAAAGAAUAUGUUAAAGGAAAAUUAUCUCAUAAAGGCAGAAAAUGUGUGUAAAGGAAGGCAUCCAUUUGUGCUCUUUAUUAUUCCUUCAGUGGCGGAUGACAUAGAAGAAAGAGACGCGAUAAGGUGGACAUGGUUGAGAGCAGCAGAGACCAAUUCCUGGCCUAGAGCUUUCAUACGAGAUCACAUCAAACAUAUAUUUUUAUUCGGUCGUCAAGCAAGUCGUCGGGAAGAAGAUUAUGAACAACUUCUGCAUGAAUCGAACAUUGUCGGAGACAUUGUCAUGGCGGAUUUUGACGAUACCUACAGAAACCUUUCCAGAAAAGUUCUAAGUGGACUCAACUGGGCUCGAAAAUACUGUCCAGGGGCACAGUUCGUGCUGAAAACUGACCAAGACACAUUCAUCAAUGCCCCUCUAAUGAUGGAAGUCCUACACAAAGCACAGACUCAAAUACACAACGACAGUUUUGUAAUGGGUCUCGAACAUACGUUUCAAAAGCCCUUUGUUGUUCGAGGUGGCAAGUGGGCCGUCAGCCCCGAGGAAUAUCCCUUAGACUUUUACCCGCAUUAUCUUUACGGACAUACGUACGUGCUGAGCCAAAAAGCAGUGGUUGAUAUUACUGAUACUGCGCCGUAUGUGCCUUUGAUAUCACCUGAAGAUGCAUUCAUUACCGGGAUAUUGCCAAAGGUUGCUGGCGUCUCACGCAUCACGGCGCGCAGUUUUACCGUUUGCUGUCGGGAUAUAUUCGACUGUGAGGUGGUUUGGAACCAGAAUGUUGCUCUUCCAGAAGUUAAAAGUCCAAGUCUGAUAGCUCAGUUGUGGGCAAAUAUUAUAACUCACAGUUGUAAUGAUACUGGAAAAUUUAUUAGGUAA
Candidula unifasciata is the source of this 1251-nucleotide messenger RNA. Lineage: Eukaryota; Metazoa; Mollusca; Gastropoda; Stylommatophora; Geomitridae. The record is from the annotation of a GenBank genome assembly.